AUGGAGGAUGGCAACCAGGUCAGCACGCUCGAGCGAGUGUGCAAAGAUGUCCAGGCGCCGGCCAUGUUCAAGCCUACGGACGAGCAGUUCUUCGAAGACGACAAGAAGGAAAAGCCCGACAUCAACUUUCUCAAGCAGCACUUCUACCGCGAGGGCCGACUUACCGAGGAGCAGGCGCUGUGGAUCAUUAAGAAGGGUACCGAGCUCCUGCGUGCCGAGCCCAACCUGCUCGAGAUGGACGCCCCCAUCACCGUCUGCGGCGACGUCCACGGCCAGUACUACGACCUGAUGAAGCUGUUCGAGGUCGGAGGCGACCCUGCCGAGACGCGAUAUCUCUUCCUCGGCGACUACGUCGAUCGAGGAUACUUUAGCAUCGAAUGCGUUCUCUACCUGUGGUCCCUCAAGAUCCACUACCCCAAGACGUUGUGGCUGCUGCGAGGCAACCACGAGUGUCGCCACCUGACUGACUACUUCACCUUUAAGCUGGAGUGCAAGCACAAGUAUUCCGAGGCCGUGUACGAAGCCUGCAUGGAGUCAUUCUGCUGUCUUCCCCUGGCUGCCGUUAUGAACAAGCAGUUUUUGUGUAUCCACGGUGGUCUGAGUCCCGAACUGCACACACUCGACGACCUGAGAAGUAUUGAUCGAUUCAGGGAGCCGCCGACCCAGGGCCUCAUGUGCGAUAUCCUUUGGGCCGAUCCGCUCGAAGACUUUGGGCAGGAAAAGUCGAGCGACUUCUUUUUGCACAACCACGUGCGUGGUUGUUCGUACUUUUUCUCAUAUCACGCCGCCUGUGCGUUCCUCGAAAAGAACAACCUGCUGUCGGUGAUUCGUGCCCACGAAGCCCAGGAUGCCGGUUACAGAAUGUACCGCAAGACGCGGACGACGGGCUUCCCCAGUGUCAUGACCAUCUUCUCGGCGCCAAACUAUCUCGACGUCUACAACAACAAGGCGGCUGUGCUCAAGUACGAGAACAAUGUCAUGAACAUUCGACAGUUCAACUGCACGCCCCACCCUUACUGGCUGCCCAACUUUAUGGACGUCUUCACCUGGUCGCUGCCGUUCGUGGGUGAAAAGAUUACCGACAUGCUCAUUGCCAUCCUGAGCACGUGCUCGGAGGAAGAGCUCAAGGAGGAGACGCCGUCGUCACAGUCCCCCGGGCCCAGCUCGCCGUCCACUGCUAGUGCUCUGGAGGACCCCAACUCCAUCGAGUUCAAGCGCAGGGCGAUCAAGAACAAGAUUCUGGCCAUCGGCCGCAUGUCGCGCGUCUUCCAGGUUCUGCGAGAGGAGUCAGAGCGUGUGACGGAGCUCAAGACCGUCUCGGGAGGAAGACUGCCCGCCGGCACCCUUAUGCUCGGCGCCGAAGGUAUCAAGAAUGCCAUUAGCUCAUUUGAGGAUGCCAGAAAAGUCGACUUGCAGAACGAGCAUCUUCCCCCGACCCACGAGGAAGUGGUUAAGCAUCAGGAGGAGGAGAGGGCAAUCGCCCUGCAGAAGGCGGCGGAGGAGGCGGAUAAUGACAAGAAGCUGCACCAGCUGUCCCGGAGACUCAGCACGUAA
Molecule: messenger RNA, 1554 nt
Organism: Trichoderma reesei QM6a
Lineage: Eukaryota; Fungi; Ascomycota; Sordariomycetes; Hypocreales; Hypocreaceae
Product: calcineurin
Exons: 3
Coding region: 1-1554 (517 amino acids)
Biological process (GO): calcineurin-mediated signaling; fungal-type cell wall organization
Cellular component (GO): calcineurin complex; cytoplasm
Molecular function (GO): calmodulin binding; calmodulin-dependent protein phosphatase activity
Source: RefSeq, a predicted model, not a curated record